CCGCGUGACCCGACGUGCCGGGCGCGCACGUAAGGGUCCCCCGCCCCAGCCGAAGGGGGCGAAGGCCGAGGGGCCGAGGCGGGAUCUCGGGUUUGAGAGAAAGCGGGGGCGUGGCUUCCUUGCUGGGUGGGCGGCCACUCUGCAGCCCCGCCCCCGUCGGCAGCUGACUCCGCGCGCCAAAAUCAAACCCGCGGGCCCGCCGGCCGGAGAACCUGCAAGGAGUGAGGGUUCCGCGUGCGGGUCCACGCGAGCUCCGCGGCAGCGUGAGCCCCGGCGCGCGCAAUCUGCGGCACCUCCCAGCCCCCUUGCCCAACGCCCUCGGGGCCGCCACGGGCGAGGCAUGGCCACUCCCCCCAAGAGGAGCUGCCCGUCUUCCCCAGCCAGCUCAGAGGGGAACCGCAUCAAGAAAAUUUCCAUUGAAGGGAACAUCGCUGCGGGGAAGUCAACAUUUGUGAAUAUUCUUAAACAAGUCUGCGAGGAUUGGGAAGUGGUUCCUGAACCUGUUGCCAGGUGGUGCAAUGUUCAGAGUACUCAAAAUGAAUUUGAGGAAUUGACAACAUCUCAGAAAAGUGGCGGGAAUGUUCUUCAGAUGAUGUAUGAGAAACCUGAACGAUGGUCUUUUACCUUCCAGUCCUAUGCCUGCCUCAGUCGAAUACGAGCUCAGCUUGCUGCUCUCAAUGGCAAGCUCAAAGAUGCAGAGAAACCUGUAUUAUUCUUUGAACGAUCUGUGUAUAGUGACAGGUAUAUUUUUGCAUCUAAUCUGUAUGAAUCUGACUGCAUGAAUGAAACAGAAUGGACCAUUUAUCAAGACUGGCAUGACUGGAUGAAUAACCAGUUUGGCCAAAGCCUUGAACUGGAUGGAAUCAUUUAUCUUCGAGCCACUCCAGAGAAAUGUUUGAAUAGAAUAUAUUUACGGGGAAGAAAUGAAGAACAAGGCAUUCCUCUUGAAUACUUAGAGAAGCUUCACUAUAAGCAUGAAAGCUGGCUCCUGCAUAGAACACUAAAAACCAACUUUGAUUAUCUACAAGAAGUGCCUAUCUUAACACUGGAUGUUAAUGAAGACUUUAAAGACAAACACAGCAGUCUGGUUGAAAAGGUAAAAGAAUUUUUGAGCACUUUGUGAUCUUUCCGAAGACUACAGACAGCCAAAUGAGUCCAGAUACUUCAGCUCUGUAUAUCUUUAUAGCUCCAUAUUCAUACAAGUCUCUCUAGAAAACCCAAGUUUUUUAAAAACAAUUUUUGUUAUAAGAAUUUUUUUGUAUGAAUCCUAUACAAAAGUUUAUAACCACUUUCUUUUCUUUUCUUUUUUGGGAGUUUUUAAAAACAAAGACUUUGGAGUUCCCUUGCAGUGCAGCAGAUUAAGGAUCCAGCCUUGUCACUGCUGUGACUUGGGUCGUAGCGGUGGUGUGGAUUCAAUCCCUAGCCCCAGAACUUCUGCUUGCCGUGGGUGUGGCAAAAAAAAAAAAAAAAAAAAGAGUUUUGGAGUUCCUUCUUUGGUGCAGUGGGUUAAGAAUCUGGUGUCUCUGUGGUGGCUCCCUGCUGAAGCGUGGUUUCCAUCCCCUCCCCAGAACAGUGUGUUAAGGAUCCAGUGUUGCCGCAGUUGUGACCUAGGUCACAUCUGUGGCUUGGAUUUGAUCCUUGGCCUGUGAACAUCCAUAUGCUGUUGGUACGACAAAAAAAAAAAAAAAAAAAAGACUUUUAAGUAUCCCUUACAAUAAGAAGUCAGGGUAGAUGGUUCCAGAAUCACAGUGUCUAAGCUCCAUCACAAAGGACCCAACCUCCUUCUCCCUUUCCCUCUAUCCUCCUCAGCAGGUUUUAUUUUGGUGCUGAUUGCUCAUUGACCAAUUUCUUACCUGCAAACUUUAAUAUUACAUAGUAAAUGGUAAUAUGUCCUGUGUAAAUUAGUGCAUCUAUUAAAUAUAAAAAGUGCAACUUAGGGAAUCCCUGGAAAAAGAAUUAUGAGGUUUUAUGUAAAAUGCUCAGGAUCAGGUGCCUUCCCUUCCACCUUAGUUUAUGUGAAGGAUAAUGUUUCUGUGUGUAAGAGAUAGUUGAGGAUUAUUACGUAAGUAUAAAGAUUCAUUUUAUUUGGUACUUAAAAUAGCUACCUGCUUUUUCCCUUCUCCGACCAUUCUUUUAGAGUGGGAUAUUACUCUUAUAGUUAAAAGAUUGACUUAAACUAUGAUUGUCCUUAAAUCAUUUGAGAUGGAAUUACAGUUUUCCUUAAAUUUCUUUCCAUUUGUAUAGAUAAAACAUUAGUGGGACGUAGGGAUAAAUUUUUCCAUCUUAUUUUUUAUUUUUUUUGUUUUUUUAUUUUUUAAU
Phacochoerus africanus (Common warthog) is the source of this 2319-nucleotide messenger RNA. It is a transcript of the gene DCK, whose product is annotated as deoxycytidine kinase. The transcript has 7 exons. Gene Ontology annotation, biological process: nucleobase-containing compound metabolic process. The coding region runs from base 341 to 1123 and encodes 260 amino acids. Gene Ontology annotation, molecular function: deoxycytidine kinase activity; ATP binding. Gene Ontology annotation, cellular component: cytoplasm; mitochondrion. The record is from RefSeq and is a predicted model, not a curated record. NCBI's taxonomy places the organism in Eukaryota, Metazoa, Chordata, Mammalia, Artiodactyla, Suidae.